This is a messenger RNA of Fomitiporia mediterranea MF3/22, 1257 nucleotides long. RefSeq lists its product as uncharacterized. Bases 1 to 1257 code for a protein of 418 amino acids. The record is from RefSeq and is a predicted model, not a curated record. The transcript has 3 exons. Lineage: Eukaryota; Fungi; Basidiomycota; Agaricomycetes; Hymenochaetales; Hymenochaetaceae.
AUGCAAAAGCGACGUGCAAACACGCAAGUCGCUAGUGUCGAGGCAACCACCAACGGCGAGACAUCGCUAAUACGUACCAGAUUUUCGCGCGGUUUCCAGACAAUCAACUUCGAGAGCACCGCCAUCUUUAGCAAUGAAGCUGAAGGCUCCGCCAACGUCCAUGGCAAUGCCUUCAGCACUACCACGGGUAGUCACGGUGCUCAACAAGCUGACAUAACUAGAGAGGACCAGUCCUCCUCGACAGGGUCGACGUCCUCCAACAUGCAGAUAGCGCAAGCUGCGCAUGUCGGCGGAACAAAACGUAAAAGAAAUGCCGAGACCCUAGAUGGCCGUGAGCCACAUGGCUCGGGCAAUUCCAACGAAACUUCGCAAAAUCCCUGCGAAGACCUUCCGAAUACUUCCCUCCUACUCCCUCCCAAACCGAAGUCUCGCAAGAGGCGCGGGUAUAGGUGGACCCACAAAAAAACCAGAAGGGCGGCUACCCAAGGUCGUGCUGUCCGGGUAGGCGGCAAACGCCCAGUCGAGGGCGUCGAUGGCGAAGAAGACGAGGCAAGGCGAAUGAAGAGGCAACGUAUUAGUGAGGAGGCCGUUGCGGGGUCAUCCAACGCACGUUCAAUGUCGUUGGACAACACGAUUGGUGCAACCAACGUCCGUCAGCUGCGAUCGCGCAGCAUCGUCCUUCCCGAUGGUCCCGCAAACGAGGGAAACGACGAGGGAAACAGGACGACGAGGUCGCCAUCUCCAGAUCGUGCAUCAGAACGACCGACUUUAGAGGAUACACUAGAAAAUGAGGUAGACUUCACUCUCAUAAAAACGGAGGAUGAAGAGGAGGAUUUCCUCUGGGAUACUCCUCCGCCUCGGGAUUGGAGUCUGCUGAUGCCAGAAUAUGAACUGGCAACCGGGGACACGUUCCGAUUUGACAGUAACCGGAGUACGCCGGAGUUGACGACUGGACGUGACGGGUCCCACAGGGAUAGAAGCGAAUCGGUCGGCUCAACGCCCGUAGGAACGCCGCGGGCCCAAUCAGUGGAUUUCCAAUCGUUUGAUAGAUCCCUUGUGAUCGUUCUCCCGGGAACGAUGGAGGAAGCGGAGCCACCAGACGAGUUGAUGGAUGUUCGGGAUGAGGGUGAGGACGAGGACGAGGGCGAGGACGAUGUUUCGGUUUCUUCCGUCCCCGUUGACAGAAGAAGAUCAAGGGCUCCCAGCCCUCCAUCUCUUCCUCCGUCACACUCCGUCUCAAGACUUUCAACUCCCUAG